UAUAACUUUCACUAAAAUGAAACUUUCUGUUUCUCACGCUCUCCUAUUGACAUGUCUCUCUAUUCAAUGUAUUCACUUUGCUUUCAUAAAUGCUGCAUGUCCUGCAGGUUGGGAUUCGCGUACGGAUUCAAGCGGUGUCGAGUAUGGCUAUCAAGUUGUAUUGCAAAAGAAUAUAACUUUUAGUCAGGCACAAAGCAUCUGUUCAGGUCUUGACAGUGAUAUAGUCAGCAUUCACAGUAAAGAUGAAAAUGAGUUUAUUUAUGGUUUGAUUAAAACAAGCGGAGUUGUACUCUACAUUGGAAUGCAACAAGUGUCAGAUCAGUACUCACCUACCUGCUCAUUUUCUGAUAAGUCAGAUUGCAAUUUUGGAAAUUUCAAUGGUGUUAAAGAUCCUAAAAGACAAGAAUACCCAUGGGUGAGAAAUCCAUCGAUCACUACUGAUGGAAAUACUGUUCACUGCGUCCGGAUUGUAGAUACGACUUAUAAUUUUGGCAAGCCGAAUUUUAAGUGGAAUGACGUUGGGUGUAACGACGGACUUGAUGGAACGAUUUGUAAAAAGAAAUGUAUAGGUGGUAAUAGCGGAGGUUCUGCUUCAACUGCUCAAACACCUGAGGCUUCUAAAGCUUCAACUUUACUUCCCGCGAAUACAGCAGCCCCAGUAGUUUCAACCAAGUCUGCCAACGGUGGAGGAAGCAGCAUUGGUCCUGUUGUGACUUCGAAACCAUCAGCAGUCCCAGUAGUUUCAACCAAGUCUGCCAACGGUGGAGGAAGCAGCAUUGGUCCAGUUGUUACUUCAAAACCAUCAGGAGCCCCAGUAGUUUCAACCAAGUCUGCCAUCGGUGGAGGUAGCAGCAUUGGUCCAGUUGUAACUGCUCAAUCGCCAAAAACAUUUGCUACUUUAUUACCAGGUUUUCCGGGAUCUACUCCCAAACCUGCAAACGGAGGUGGAAACAAUGGCAGUUGUGGCAAUUGUAAUUGCAAUGAUGGAUACAAGUGUGGAUCGGAUGACUGGCAAGUUAAGCAUGGAAAGGAUGGAUCAUUCGCCUACAAAUAUUUUCCAGCUCCCAACAGCUCUUAUUUUACGGCUAAGGCUAUCUGUGCCAAAUAUCAUGCUCUUCCAUGUUCAAUCAACUCUGAAGAAGAGAAUGAAUUCUUGCUCGAAAAUGUAGCAAAUAUCCAGCUUAAGUCCAAGAAAAGAGCUAAGCGAGAGAUACAAGACUCGUGUAUUUGGACUGGUAUUCAUAUAGCAGUUACAGACAAUCAUGAAGAGGAAAAUGACUGUUACUGUGAUGACGGCAAAGAAUGCUCGUAUGGACACAAAAAAGAGGACAAUAAGGAUGAUGACAAUGACAAAGAAGAUGGUCAUGACGACAAGAAGAAGAAAGAGAAGGGUAAGGAUGAUGACAAAAAGAAGAAGGAAAAGGAAGACAAAAAGAAGGAAAAAGAAGAUAAGAAAAAGGAAAAGGAAGAAAAAGACAAGAAAGAUAAAGAUAAGAAGAAGGAAAAGGAUGAUGACGAUAAAAAGAAAAAGGAAAAGGAAGAAAAGGACAAAAAGAAGGAAGAAAAAGACAAGAAGAAGGAAGAAAAGGAGGACAAAAAGAAGAAGGAAAAGGAAGAGAAAGACAAAAAGAAGAAGGAAAAGGAGGAUAAAAAGAAGAAGGAGAAAGAAGAAAAGGACAAGAAGAAGAAAGACAAAAAGGAUAAAUCCAAAGAUGAUAGUGAUGAGGAUGACCAUAAGAAAUGUAGUUGCAAGGGUAAGAAAAAACCACCAUCACCUUGGGCUCCCGGAUGUCCAUCAAAACCUGGAGGUGGAGAUAAGAAGCAUUGUGUUGGAAUUGGGAAUGAUGGAAAAUGGAAGGAUGUCAACUGUGAGAAACCUGGAACUGGAAUUAUAUGCAAACGUCCAUGCUCUCCAUAA
Meloidogyne enterolobii is the source of this 1918-nucleotide messenger RNA. Lineage: Eukaryota; Metazoa; Nematoda; Chromadorea; Rhabditida; Meloidogynidae. The record is from the annotation of a GenBank genome assembly.